UCCAACGUUUAAACCCUACUCCCUUACACUUCUCUCAAUUCCGAGAAAUCUGAAAACCCCUUAAACCCUAUCCUUGGAGCCAGAGGCUCCACUUUUCCAACGAAAACACCGAGAAAAAGACAGUCACUUUACGGCUACUUCCAUUGGAUUUUCGGGUAGCCGAAAGCGGCAUUGUUGAUAUGCCCGUCAGGCUCUUACCCCAACUGCGUCUCUUCAAUCCUUCUCUUCCCGCCCUUUUCCCUUCCAUGAAGCUUGGACCCUCCAUUUCGUCUUCUCAGGCAACACUCAUGUUCUCUCGGAUCUUCCCCUUCAAGCUCAAGUACGUUGGCUUAGCUUCUUCUUGCCUUAUGCCAAAUGAGCAACCCGGGGUACGGAGAUUCUCUGCUCGGUCAUUCCGGGCGAGGACCGGGUCGGGCUCCGAGUUCAAGCGCGGUCGUGACAGGGGAGAGGCUCGAGUCUCGAAGAGUCUGAUUGAGGACGAAGCAGAACUUAGUGACUGGGUAGGCGAGUUGAGGUCCGACUCAUUCCGUGGUAGACUCACUAGCGAUGAUGAGUCCGAGGGAGAUAGGGAUUAUAAGAGCAGGAACAGAGGUAGGGGUAGGGAGUCUUAUUCAACGAAGCGGAGGAGGAGGGAGAGCGACUCGGAUGAGUUCAGUGAGUUGAAUAGGCAACGAGCUCAGGCACCAAUUGGGUCCUUUUCGAAAGAUUCACGGAUGAAUAGGCGGUUUGAUAGUGAUGAUGAGGAUUUCUCUUCGCAGAGAAGGAGCCACGGGUCUCGAGGAGAGAACAUGAAUUUGAAAGCGAAUUCUUCAUCGGGGAAGAGAAGUGGGAAAAAUGUGGAAAUGGGAUUGGGGUACAAUCGAAAUCGAGACAGUAGGAAUUUGAGGGAAGGUGGGAAGGAUUCGAGAAAAGGGUUGCGUUUUAUGGACGAUGAAGAUGAAGAAGGCGUAGAGGGCAGUAAGUUUGGCAUCAAGGAUUUAAUCAGCGAGGAAGAUAGUGAUAGUUUUGAAGACACCGAUAACGACGAAGAUGGUACAGUAGCAAAGAAAACUGCGACUUCUUUGUUUGGAUUGGACGAGGAAGUCGGUACAAAAGAUUCACAAAGAAGUUCGCCCAACAAAUCCGACUCUUAUUUGAGCUACACUAGAUUUGAUCAGUGUUCAGUCUCUCCCUUAUCCUUGAAAGGAAUCAAGGAUGCUGGUUAUGAAAAGAUGACUGUAGUACAAGAGGCAACCCUUCCAGUGAUACUCCAAGGUAAGGAUGUCCUGGCUAAGGCUAAAACAGGCACUGGAAAAACUGUAGCAUUUUUGCUUCCAUCAAUUGAAGUAGUUGUAAAAUCACCUCCUGUUGCUCGUGACCAAAAGCGACCGCCAAUUAUAGUGCUUGUCAUAUGCCCAACUAGAGAGUUGGCAAGUCAAGCUGCUGCAGAAGCCAAUACCUUGUUGAAAUAUCAUCCCUCUAUUGGUGUACAAGUUGUGAUUGGAGGAACAAGGCUUGCACUGGAACAGAAGCGCAUGCAAGCAAACCCUUGCCAGAUUCUAGUUGCCACACCUGGAAGGCUGAGAGAUCAUAUAGAGAAUACAGCAGGUUUUGCAACUAGGUUGAUGGGUGUGAAAGUCCUUGUGCUUGAUGAAGCUGAUCAUUUGCUGGAUAUGGGAUUUCGUAAAGACAUUGAAAAGAUAAUUGCUGCUGUCCCGAAACAGCGGCAAACACUUCUGUUUUCUGCCACAGUUCCAGAACAGGUCCGUCAAAUCUGUCACGUUGCUUUGAAAAGAGACCAUGAAUUUAUCAAUACAGUUGAAGAGGGCAGUGAGGAGACACAUUCACAAGUGAGGCAGAUGCAUUUAGUUGCUCCUUUGGAGAUGCAAUUUCCCCUACUAUAUGUUCUUCUGAAGGAGCAUAUCGCAGAUGAUGUUGACUAUAAGGUUCUUGUCUUCUGUACAACUGCCAUGGUCACACGAAUGGUUGCUGAUCUUCUUGGUGAGUUGAGCUUGAAUGUCAGGGAGAUUCAUUCUAGAAAGCCACAAAGUUAUAGGACCAGGAUUUCUGAUGAGUUCAGGAAGUCAAAAGGUCUUAUACUUGUAACUUCUGAUGUGUCUGCACGUGGGGUUGAUUAUCCUGAUGUUACCCUUGUCAUACAGGUUGGCUUGCCUGCUGAUAGAGAACAGUAUAUACAUCGGCUUGGCAGAACAGGGCGAAAAGGUAAAGAAGGGCAUGGCGUUUUGCUUUUAGCACCCUGGGAGGAAUUUUUCUUAUCCACCAUCAAGGAUUUGCCAAUAUCAAAAGCUCCAGUACCUUCAGUUGAUCCAGAUACAAAGAGAAAGGUGGAACGGGCACUAUCUCAUGUGGAGAUGAAGAACAAAGAAGCAGCGUACCAGGCGUGGCUUGGAUAUUACAAUUCUUACAAGAGUGUUGGGCGUGACAAGCAUAGGCUUGUGGAGCUUGCUAAUGAUUUCAGCCGAAGCAUGGGGCUUAAUAAUCCUCCGGCCAUUCCAAAGCUUGUCCUUGGCAAGAUGGGACUAAGGAAUGUCCCUGGACUGCGUUCCAAAUAGCUGACAGCUGGAAGCCAGGUCUUUUUUAGAGAAAAGAGAAACUAACUGACGCUUGUAUUCUUUUUUUCAAUACAUUGAUAAAAAUUAGCGAUAUUUAAUUUAUAUUCUCUAAAUUAUUGAUA
This is a messenger RNA of Ziziphus jujuba (common jujube), 2674 nucleotides long. RefSeq names its product DEAD-box ATP-dependent RNA helicase 31. The transcript is spliced from 10 exons. Gene Ontology annotation, cellular component: chloroplast. Lineage: Eukaryota; Viridiplantae; Streptophyta; Magnoliopsida; Rosales; Rhamnaceae. The coding region runs from base 180 to 2552 and encodes 790 amino acids. The record is from RefSeq and is a predicted model, not a curated record. Gene Ontology annotation, molecular function: RNA helicase activity; ATP binding; nucleic acid binding.